Molecule: messenger RNA, 435 nt
Organism: Mercenaria mercenaria
Lineage: Eukaryota; Metazoa; Mollusca; Bivalvia; Venerida; Veneridae
Exons: 1
Coding region: 1-435 (144 amino acids)
Source: RefSeq, a predicted model, not a curated record
AUGGGGGAAAGUGAAGAAAUUGAGGUGAUUGUGGAUGAUGACUGUAGUUUGUGUUUCCGUGCAAUGGACAUUUAUCUAGAACUAAAGAAUUUCUUGAGCAAACUUUAUAAGUUAAAGGACAAAUUAGAAGAAAAAACACAUGAAGAGUCAGACACUCAUCUGUUAAUUCAACUACAGCAAAAUAUGCAACAAUUAAUGUCUUCACAAAUGAAGCAACAAGAAUUUACAAACAGAAAAGAAGCUGAAAAAUUGUCAUCAGUUAAGCUACCGAAAAUAGAUAUGAUAUCUUUCGCCGGUGAUAAAACUAAGUGGACUGAAUUUUGGGACUGUUUCCAGAGUGCGGUACACAACAAUAAAAUGAUAUCAAACAUUGAAAAGUUUACCUAUCUGAAGAGCAAAUUAUUCGGUGAAGCAGGAAGGGCGAUUGCUGGAUAA